CUCCCCCUCUCCUUCGGCCCCAAAACCCUAACCUGGAUUGUCGACGCCCUCCGCUCCGAUGGCCCCAACAACCCCUCCAACCCUAACCCUAACCCUAACCCUAACCCGCCGCCCCAGUUCGUGCUCAUCGACUGCCCCGCCGGCAUCGACGCCGGCUUCGUCACCGCCAUCUCGCCGGCGAACGAGGCCGUGCUCGUCACCACCCCCGACAUCACCGCCCUCCGCGACGCCGACCGCGUGGCGGGGCUCCUCGAGUGCGACGGCAUCCGCGACAUCAAGAUGCUCGUGAACCGCGUCCGCUCCGACCUCGUCCGCGGCGAGGACAUGAUGUCGGUCCUCGACGUGCAGGACAUGCUCGGCCUCCCGCUCCUCGGCGUCAUCCCCGAGGACGCCGAGGUCAUCCGCAGCACCAACCGCGGCUGCCCGCUCGUCCUCACCCGGCCCCCCUCCCUCGCCGGCCUCGCCUUCGAGCAGGCCGCCUGGCGCCUCGUCGAGCAGGACACCAUGACUGCCGUCAUGCUCGAGGAGGAGGAACCCAAGAAGAAGGNUCGCCGACCUCGCCCCCAACCCUAA
Molecule: messenger RNA, 573 nt
Organism: Ananas comosus (pineapple)
Lineage: Eukaryota; Viridiplantae; Streptophyta; Magnoliopsida; Poales; Bromeliaceae
Product: putative septum site-determining protein minD homolog, chloroplastic
Exons: 1
Biological process (GO): negative regulation of cell division
Cellular component (GO): cytoplasmic side of plasma membrane; cytosol
Molecular function (GO): ATP hydrolysis activity; ATP binding
Source: RefSeq, a predicted model, not a curated record